Messenger RNA from Capsella rubella, 2779 nucleotides. RefSeq lists its product as uncharacterized. The record is from RefSeq and is a predicted model, not a curated record. Lineage: Eukaryota; Viridiplantae; Streptophyta; Magnoliopsida; Brassicales; Brassicaceae. The transcript is spliced from 5 exons. Bases 721 to 2607 code for a protein of 628 amino acids.
CUUUCUUUUUUUCUCUUUUGCUCUUUUGCUUGGCGUUUUCUUUUCUUUUUUUGUUUUUCUUCUCUCUCACACAGCACAGGUCUCCUCAACUCCCAUGUUUCGCUUCUUCUGAAAGUUUUCUGAGAAAAUUCUCCAUUUUCCCUGCAAAUCCAAUCUCUUUCUUGUCCAAAGAUAAUGGCCCAGCAGAUCUCGGAUACGCACUUGUUGCUUCUUCCAAAAUUGACAUUAAAACAUUAAAGAGAAAAAGAUAAAUAUUGAGAUCCCUGUUCUUUUGGGGGUGUAUCCCACUUUCCUUUUUUUUUUUUCUUUUGCAUUUUCCCGAGAAAAUAAAAAGAAGCUUUCUUUUCUUUUCUUUCUUUCUUCUCUGUUUUCUCAGCAUUUUCCUCAAGUAAAGAAAUAAGCUUUGAGCUGAAAAAUCUCACAAAACUCCUUUCUCCCGUUUAGAAAAGACUCUUCUUUUGGCCUUUUUCCGAAAGGUAGCUCGUUGAUGUUAAGUUAACAAUGGCGUGUUUUAUUCGUUCCUUACUGCUUUAGAAAGCUUAGUUUUUCUUUGACUUUACCUUCAACCACUUAUAAUGUUUCUGCCAAAAAAAAAAAAAUAUAUUGCUAAUAGUCUUUGAGAUCUUAUCUACAACCUCAUCUUCCACUUUUGCAAGUAUAGAGAAGAAUGAAAAAGCAGAUUUGAUGAUUCCUUUAACAUUGCUCAAGAGUGUGAAGUGAAUGAAAAUGCAGCAGAACAGCUUAUUCCCGGGGUGCAAUUUCUCAAACCGUGACAUUACGGAUACGAGAAGUGGUUGGAGUUUGUGUCCUGUACAGGAUACUGAUGCGGUCUUAACCAAUAGAUACGGCGGCAAUUUGAAUGUCGAUGAUACAUUCUCUUUAUUCUGUAGUGAUCUUUACCUUAGCCAAGUGAAAGGAGCGCUGAGGGACACCAUGCUUGUACAUGAAUCUGUCUUUGAAAGUCAGAUCAAUGAGCUUCAUCGUCUGUAUCGGAGGCAGAAGGAACUGAUGAUGGAAAUGGAGGGAACUCGACAUCAUAGGGCCUCGUUCUUAAAUUCUGGUUUCCCUAUCCCUAGAUCACACUGGAUGGGUUCGAGCAUUUCUGCAUAUCAAACUAGGAACUUGUCUCAUGAAGCAGACAUUGCUUACCAGAUGGAAGCUGAGCUUCUUGUUGAAAACAAGGUUGAGAAGUUUGAAAAGAAGGUCUUGGAUCUGGAAUUACCAGUUUUUGAGUAUAAUGAUAUGGAUGAAGAAGUCCAUGAAGCUCCAAACUUUUUGAAACAGCAAUCUCUCCGAAGGAUGUCUCUGGACUCGGGUCAGCAGUUCAGUAAGCUGCAACUUGAUUUGAAUGAACCGGCCAAGAUCGAGGAACAUUCAGAUAUUGUAUUCAAUCAGUUCCUGAGUCCACUUACAUCAAAUGAAAUUGGAGAACAGUCCGAUACAAAGAAUGAGGGAGAAAGUUCGGUAAAAGGUUCCAAUGGGACAAAUGAAGCGCAAAGAUCUGUUAAAUGUCGAGAAGAGUAUGGAAUUGACUUGAACAUGUCUCCCCUUUCAUCCGAAGAAGAAACAAUUGUUGUUAAUAAGUUUGAAACCGAGAAACAUCAAGAGUCUUCUUCGGGUUUGGUUCAUGGAAAACACAGCUCAGAGCAGCCGAGAGUGAUUGUUCAAGCGCUACCAUGUUCAACUAGCACUUUAGUUUUGGACAAACGAUAUAAGUUAUUGAUGAGAGGCUCAAGGUCAAGGAAGAAGGUAAAGCUUUUUCCAAGUAACAAAACUUUCAAAGGCUCAGAUCAUGACUCGCACUUGAGUGCUCAAGCCAGCUCAGAAUCUCAAAGCAAUCAAACAAGUAUGGAGAAAGGGAGUUCAAGUUCUUUGUCUGAAGCAAAAUCUGCAAAAAAGAGAACCAAUCUAGGAAAGAAAAGGCGUUGUAAACCACAAAUGAAAUCAAGUAAGGGUCAAAAAGUAGUUGCCAAAAAGAGUGGAAGAAUGAAACGGAAGAAGAGCAGAAAGAUAUCUCUUGUUAGAGAGGGUAAUUAUCAAGAAGUAUCUGCAGCUGAGGCUAUAGUACAUAUGUCUAGAAAGUCUAGUCAAGAAACCACUGAUACUAGUACUUCCUUGGGCAGAAACCUUCUUUGGUUUGCGGAGAUUUCUGCUUCGGUUGCUGAGGACUAUGAAAUCAGCUUUUUGGAGGCCAUGAAAUUGCAGCAGAGAGAGAAGAAGCUAGAGGAGCACAAGACACAUAAGAAAGAAGCAGCAGUCGCCAACAUUGUCCUUGGAAAGCAGAGGAGAAGCCGGGCCAGGCAGGGAAAGCAGAAAUGCAAAGACGACCAGCACAAUGCUAAGCUGAGUAUAAGCACAUUUUCAGAACGUGAAGCCAAUGAGGACCAGCAGGUACUUGGAAAGCUAAUUGAAGCUUCUGAAUUAAAAUGGCAUUGCGGGUUCCUCAAGAACAAGCGCAAAAGCUCUCCUUCGAACCCACUAGAUGCUUUCACUUUCUCGGGGGAAGAAAAAACGGGUGUCCAUUGGGGAGCCUUAAAGAAGCGAAGACGAAGCUCAAGAAUUCCUGCUGCUGAUUUUACGCACAUGAUCAUCAACCAAGUAGUAUAGCAAAACUAAAGAAGUAAUUACUAUCCGUACCAUAGUUUGCGCCAUGUCCUUUUUUUGGAGAUGAAGAUGCUUUUUGUAACAAGUCUUAUUCUAGAGAUUAAGACUACAUAGGAGAAAUCAAACUUUAAGAAUAUCUGUUCAUCAAAAGGCAAUGAAUGUGUUUUAGACUAGA